AUGGCUAAUGAAUUAAAAGUAUUGGAAGCCAACAACAUUUGGUCUUCAUUCCUCUUCCUCCAAGGCAACAUUCUAUUGGAUGCAAUCAACGUACUUUUUACUCUUACUGCUUCUCCUAAUUGGCCAUUAGUUCAACUUUAUGUGAAUAAUGCCUUUUUGUACGGUGAUUUAGUAAAGGAAGUUUACAUGGAUUUGCCUCUUGGCUACAAGCAUGAUCAUUUGCUUGAAGAUACUGGUUUUCUAUCUGCCAAACCAUAUUCCUUGCCAUUAGAUCCUAAUCUUAAAGUUCGAUCGGACCAAGGUGAUUCAUUGGUUGCUUGGAAGGCAAAGAAACAAACUACAGUCUCACGUUCUUCUGCUAAAGCUGAAUAUCGAGCCUUGGCUAUCACCACAAAUGAAAUCGUGUGGAUUCUUCAACUUCUUAAAGACCUUCAAGUUUCUUCUUUUGUUCCUGCUCUUAUAUUUUAUGAUAAUCAAUCUGUUGUUCAUAUUGCAUCUGAUCUAAUUUUUCAUGAGCGGACGAAGCAUAUUGAGAUCGAUUGUCAUUUUAUUCGCGAAUGUCUUACUCAAGCUUCUUCCUGUUCGUUCUAA
Benincasa hispida (wax gourd) is the source of this 591-nucleotide messenger RNA. The record is from RefSeq and is a predicted model, not a curated record. Lineage: Eukaryota; Viridiplantae; Streptophyta; Magnoliopsida; Cucurbitales; Cucurbitaceae.